Parathielavia appendiculata is the source of this 377-nucleotide messenger RNA. RefSeq lists its product as uncharacterized. The transcript has a single exon. Lineage: Eukaryota; Fungi; Ascomycota; Sordariomycetes; Sordariales; Chaetomiaceae. The coding region runs from base 132 to 320 and encodes 62 amino acids. The record is from RefSeq and is a predicted model, not a curated record.
CAAGGAGGAGGGCGAGAUGUGGCCGGGGAAGACGGUGUUCUUGGUCAAGUUUCAGCCCGAGGUUCUGGAGAGGGAGGCGUUGUUUGGGAAAGGGUGAGCAGGCAUACAGCGGGGGGCGUGUGGAUUGCCGUAUGAGGGAAUCGGAGAUCCGGUGGGGUUCGGGGCAUUUGGGCUGGCGUUUGGGUUUCUUGGGAACGAAUUGGUUUACGGGUUUGGUCAUGGUAGUUGGUGUCACGUUUUUCCGCGUCCGGCUUCUAGACGGAGAUGCAAAAAUCACGCGUAUCCUAAUGUUGAUCGCUUGUCAAAUGCUAUGUCCAUAACGCCUUCCGUAAUCCUCCCAUAAUGCUUCCGGGAUGCUGACGAUACCCUUUACCUUC